Messenger RNA from Rotaria socialis, 4248 nucleotides. The record is from the annotation of a GenBank genome assembly. NCBI's taxonomy places the organism in Eukaryota, Metazoa, Rotifera, Eurotatoria, Philodinida, Philodinidae.
AUGGCCACAAUAAUUCAAAAAUCUGAUAAUUAUGAAAAUAAAAAGUUAAACAAUGCAAAUAUCGAAAAGACUAUGACACAAGAACGUACUCAUCAUAAUAAAGAGGACGUCACGAUGUCGAAUUCUGAUCCUAUUAUUGUGUGCGAAGCGCUUCGUGAACAAAAUGAUGCACUUCGACAAGAACUUCAUGAUAUACGACAAGAAAUGGACGAGAUUACUGAUCAAUUUCGUACAGAAGAUGCUGAAGAAUUCAAACAAUUACAAGCAGAACUUGAAGUGGCUGCUAAAAAUUGUCGAAUUCUUCAAUUUAAAUUACGUAAAUCAGAAAAACGAAAUGAAACAAUCGAAACUGAUAAGGCUUUAUUAGAAGAAAAAAUACAACAAAUUAUUCAUGAUAAUAAUCGAGCUCGCGAUUUCGAUGAAGAAUUACUUAUUGCAAAAGAAGUCAGUGUUCGAUUACAUAGUGAACUUGAAAAAAGUGAAGAAUCAAGAAUAAUAACUGAAAAACUUAAUAUGGCACUCAGACAACAUUUAGAUACACUUAAAGAAUCUCUCGAUGAACAAUUAAUACAAGAUAGUACAGAUGAUUAUCCUUUAUGGCAAUUGUCUGUCUGUUUAUAUGAAGCAUUAUUUCGUGAAUAUGUUCUUAUGGAAGAAUUAUCAUGGUUACAAACGAAGAAUUUAACUACAAAAAAUUCUUCUAAUUUAAAUACAAAUAAUAAUAACAAUGGUAAUGAUUUAUCGGAUUUAAUGAAUUCAUAUCAACACAAAAUAUCAGCACUUAACAGUGAAAUAUCAAAUCUUAAACACGAUAUAACGAGUCGCGAUAAAGAACUAUCACAAUUACGUGUGCAAUAUAAAAUAUUAAAACAGCGUAGUCGAAGUGCAGAUAGAAAUUCGAGUUCAUCAGAAGAUGUCGCAAAUAAUGAUCGAUCAAGACGUGGCGUUAGCGUUGAUGGCGGAGAAAAUUUACGUGAACAACUUGAAGCAUCAUUAGAUGAAAUUCGUUUAUUAAAAAAUAAAUUAUUAAGAUCAGAAGAUGAUGUAAAUAAUGCUACUUUAGAAAAAGAAAGUUUACUAGCUAAACUUGAUGAACAAUCUAAACAAGGUGUUGACGACACAGUCAACAAAAGUCUUCAAAUAUUCAUGGACAAAAUCGACUAUCUAAUAAUACUUAUCAAAGAAAAUAAAACCGAUGAGAAAGUUGUCGUCGACUUACAGCAAUUUCUACAUUCAUCACGAUGGAGUAAACAAUUAACCGAAGAACAACUUCAAACACAAUCAGCUGUAACAAAGUCUACAGAAAAAACAUCUGAAAUUGUUCAACAUGCCAAUGAACUUCUUAAUGAAUUACAAACAAAAAAAGAUAUACUUGAUAAAAUUCGUUAUCGUCUAACCAACUUGACGUAUGACACAAAUGAUACAUGUAGUUUGUUAGAAGAAUUGGAUAAAGCAAAAAAGAACUUCGACGAAAAACAACAGAUGUAUAAUAAUUUACAGAGAUCAUUUGAUAGUCUUCAAAUUUCAUCGAAAAAGUUCGAAGAACACCUUCAAAGUCAAGUAAAUAAAAAUCAAAUAUUAGAAAAAAAUUUCGAACAGCAAAAAUCCGUUAAUAAUGAAUUACAACAAGAAAAUACACGUUUAUCAUCAUUGAACGCUAAACAAUUACAUGAUUUAAAACAUCUCGAACAAUUACGUCAAUCAAUAUUAACAUUUGAGAAAAAACUUGACCAAAAACAAACACGUGUUAAUGAAUUAUCAAUGAAAAUAAUUGAAAAAGAAGAUAUUAUUGAAACAAAAGUUAAAGAAUGUCAAAAACAUCGGCUAGAAUUACGUGAACUUGAAACAAAAUAUUAUACAUUAGGAAAACAAUUAGAAGAACAAAUUCUAGCAAUGACAAAAGAAAUGGAAAAACUUAACGUUGAAAAAGAAAUGCUUCGAUUUGAUCUCGAAUCAAUACGUUUAAAUCAAAAGAAUGAUCGUCCGGCAUCAGCACGAUCAACAGCUGAAGAUGAAAUUGCCCGUGUUAAAGCUGAAUGCAAUCAACAGAUAAUCGACGGAGAAGUAGAAUCUUACAAGCUUCGUAUAAAUCAAUUAACAAAUGAAAAAAAUGAUUUAUUAAAAACAAUAAAAGAUCUCGAAAAACGAUGUAAAGAAUUACAAAUAAAACACGAUGUCAAUGAACAAUCAUGGAUACGAUUGAAAACCGAUACGUCUGAAAAACAACGCAAAUAUGAUGAAAGUAUUAAAAUAAAAUCUGAAUUACAAAAUGCAGUUGAUCGUCUUCGUCAGAAACUGUACGAUCUUGAAAGUCAUGCACAAGAGAAACAAAAUAAACAUGCCAUUGAUAGACACCAAUGGGGAAUUGAACGAUUAGAAUUAGUUGGAAAAAUAAAUGAAUUAGAAGAACAAUUAUCAAAAGUAACAAAACGUCAACGAAAAGAUCUUGAAACAGUAUGGAAAAAAGAACGAAAUGAAUUACAAAAGCAACUUCAACAAUCUCAACAAUCGUUAAAAGAUGUACAAAAGCAAGUCACCAAUCGCGAAGCUCCUAGUCAUGUAACUGAAAAAAUUAAUGUUCUAAUGACCGAAAAUGAAUUAUUAUUAAAUAAAAUCAAAGAACUUGAAAAUGUGGUUGAUGAUGUUCAAUUGCUGAAAAAUGAAAUGCAACGUUUACGAGAUAAAAAUUCAUCGGAUUGGAAUUAUUGGCGAAAACAGCAAAGCGAUCUUUAUGCACAAUUACGACAACAGCAAUUUAUCAAAGAAUCGAUUCUUAAUAAAUUCGAUCGAUUACAAAAGCAGAUUCGAUCUGGCAAUGAUCAUGAUCGUCAUAUUCGUGAUCUUAGUGUUGGUCCAAUAUCUCUCAAUAGUUUAUACAAUGAGACAGCAGCCAAAUUGAGUCAUCUAAAUUCAAGUCAUGAAACAUUACCGGAUGACAUAGAACUUCCGCAUGGAAUUAUCGAUAUACAAUCAGUUAGUGUCAAUGAAAUAGCUGGUACCGUAAAGGAUUUCACAUUGUUACCAAUGUCACUAAUGAGUGACGAUAAACAGCAUACGUUGAAAAAUACGUAUGCAGCACAAGAACAUACAGCAGCUAGUCUCGAUGAGAUUGGAAUUAAACUUGAACGUGUUGAAGAUAAUCUAUUUUCUUAUCGACGUUUUAUGGAUUUUAUUCGAGCUAAAUCCGAAAAAAGUGGAUCGAUUGCACGCGAUGACAGUAUGAAUAAUAUUGCUAAUCAAACAAUGUCUGCGGCUCAUAGCAAACGGUUAGCUUCAGCACCACCGGAGAAUAUGAAUUUAAAAGCACAGCGUCGUUCUCGGUUUGAUGCUAAUGGUAAUACUAGUCAGGAACAUACUCCGUCACCACUGAAUGAAACUCCAUCAUCAGAAUUACUAACAAAUUCAGUUAUGUCACCAACGACGAGUACGAAAAAUCGAUUUUUUUCAUUGAGUCGUCGUUUUCGUUUUCGUACUCAAUCACCCGAAAAAAAUUCAAUAACACCAGUAUCUGUUCAUUUUCUUGACGAAGAUAUUGAUUUAGAAACAAAGGAACGAACAACAAAAAAAUCCGAUAAACCAUCAAAAGGAAUCCUCAAAUCUUUAAGACAUCGAUCACCAUUUCGUUUUCGUUCGAAAGAUGCUGCCAUUAUUGAACAAGAACCGUCACCACCACCUCCUCCCACCCCGACUCAGGUAACUUCAACUAAACAUCGUGGUCGAUUUAUUGAAUUAAAGAAGACAACAACAAAAACAUCUUCAUCCAAUGGUACGCCGAAAAAAAUUGUUAAUGUAACGCCUAUCAUAGAUACACCUGGCUCAUCAUUAGUACGACGUGCAUCAGGAUUAAAAGAUCUGAUUCAUAAAUUUGAAGUCAUACCACCAAAACCAAAACGAGCUACAAUAGAUAAUGAAUCUUCAACAGAAGUAGAUCAAGAUGAAAAAAUCAAUUUGAAUCAUUCAAUCGAUGAUCAACAUCAACAUCGUCCUCCGACGUUAACAUCAACGCCAAAGUCAAAAACAAUUGACAUUCCCGAUCUAUUACAAAAUGUUGAAAAAGAAUCGUCAUCAACAUUAACAAAACCUAUUUUACGCCAUUCAAAUUCAAGCAGACAAACAGCUUCAUUUGAUUCGGCAGCAAGUAUGGUUAGUGCAAGUGAAUCGAUAACUACUAUCGGUAGUAGCACACGAAAACCAACAUCAACAGCAAGACCACUUAUGCUUGCGGCUAACAAAGCUGAAUCAUCAUAG